UUUUAGUUAUUAAUAAAUUUAUUUAUUGUGUUUCUUGACCAUUUUAAUUGAGUGACACAUUUAAUUAUUAAUUGGAUGUUGUGUUUGUGUAUAUUUUGUGGCACUUUUCUACCUCCGUACAGAACUGCUGCUCAAAGUUCAUUAAAAAAAAAAUAAAAUCCCAUCUGGUACAAGACGUGUUUGUGUUCCUUUUUCUGGAUGUCCUGUCACUUUGUCCUGCAGCCAAACAGGACGUUGUUUCCCUCUGAGACCCCCGCAUGACAGCAAGCCCAGCUCUGGUCCUAACCCCGAAUCUGGUCCGAACCAGAACCAGCCUCGAACCUGUGAGUCAGGACUCAGGACUCAGGACCAAAGUGUCCUUUGUUCCUUCAUAGAUGGGGUGUGCGCACAUCCUCACCCUCCCUCCCCAGUCCAGACAGAGUCCACCAUGAACGACAGUCUGGAGCGGAUCUCGCCAUGAACGGGCCUCAGCUCAGUGAUCUCCCGGACGACUCGGAGCAGCUCAGGCCGCACGUGAGGCGCCUGCGGCGGCGAGUCCUGCAGGCUGCGGAGCUGUCCGCUGUCCGGAGCUUCUCUGACGGCUUCCUCAUCAAGUUUCUGCGGGCCAGAGACUUCGACGUGGCGCUUUCUCUGAAGCUCUUGUUGAACUACCUGCAGUGGCGGAGGGAAUGUCCUGAGAUCAGCAGCUGUCUGUCUCCCUCGUCUGUCCUCGGCCUCCUCAGUACGUCCUACCACGGCGUCCUUCCACAGCGGGACCACACUGGCAGCAGGGUUCUCAUCUACAGGAUUGGACAGUGGAACCCCAAAGACUGGUCCGCCUUCCAGGUGUUCAGGGUCAGCCUGAUGACAUCAGAGAUAAUCUCCAUGGAGACAGAAACACAAAGGCGAGGUCUGAAGGCCAUAUUUGACCUGCAGGGGUGGUGUUUAGGCCAUGCCAUGCAGAUUAACCCUUCCCUCGCCAGAAAGAUUUCCUCUGUUCUUUCGGACUCUUUUCCUCUGAAGGUUAGAGGAAUCCAUCUGGUCAACGAACCCAUGUUCUUCCGUCCGGUCUUUGCCAUGAUUCGCCGCUUCCUCCCAGACAAGAUCAAACACAGGGUCCACAUGCACGGCUCUGCAUUCCACCACACUUUGAGUGAUUUCUUCUCCCCACAUGUCCUGCCUCCAGAAUAUGGAGGGGAGGGGCUGGGGAUAGAGGAGGCGUGUCGGGAUUGGACCAAUCAGCUGCUAGAAUCAGAGGACCUCCUGAAGCAGAUCGCAGCUCACCCAACAGGUGACAUCUCUACAAGUCCCGGUGACUCCGUCAUCUCAGAGGAAGCUGGGACUGAACAGGUUUCUGAAGGAUGAUGUUUGAGGCAGUUUCCUGUCGGGUUCCUCGUAUGAGGGAAAGAAGAAUGAGUUAAAUAUACUUUAUUAGUUAUAUUAGAUUUUAUAAUAAACAGUGUCAGUGUAAAACUGUGACACUGCCUUUGAGCACCAAGCAUCCCACUAUGUUUACACGAUGUUUAUCAUCCAGCCCUACGAUGGCCUGGUGACCUGUCCAGGUGGACCUGCCUCUUGCCUGCUAAUUGCGGGGAAAGGCUCCAGCUGGAUCAUCCUUGUCUGUUCAGGUCAUCUACAUGUCCAGCCUGUUUCUAUUAGAUUUUAUUGUUCAAUACCUGUACUCACCGUCCACUUCAUCAGCUCCACCUGUUCCACUUCCUGUUAACGCUAAUAUCCAACCAGCCAAUCACAUAGCA
Messenger RNA from Melanotaenia boesemani (Boeseman's rainbowfish), 1736 nucleotides. It is a transcript of the gene ttpa, whose product is annotated as tocopherol (alpha) transfer protein. The coding region runs from base 457 to 1344 and encodes 295 amino acids. NCBI's taxonomy places the organism in Eukaryota, Metazoa, Chordata, Actinopteri, Atheriniformes, Melanotaeniidae. Gene Ontology annotation, cellular component: membrane. Gene Ontology annotation, molecular function: phosphatidylinositol bisphosphate binding. The transcript has 5 exons. The record is from RefSeq and is a predicted model, not a curated record.